Molecule: messenger RNA, 670 nt
Organism: Daucus carota subsp. sativus
Lineage: Eukaryota; Viridiplantae; Streptophyta; Magnoliopsida; Apiales; Apiaceae
Exons: 6
Coding region: 36-641 (201 amino acids)
Biological process (GO): protein deneddylation; proteolysis
Molecular function (GO): deNEDDylase activity; cysteine-type peptidase activity
Source: RefSeq, a predicted model, not a curated record
GAUCGAAGGAUAGGAAGCGUUUGUUUCAAUCAGAUAUGAAAGCUUUGUGCUUUGGAGGUGCAAUUUCAGGAGCGGUCAUUUGCAUGUUUAUCAAUGUUCUCCAAGAUAAUUUGAGAAAACACAAAAUGACAGACAUGAUCACUUUUGUUAAUCCGGCCAAGAUUGGCGCCAUUGGUUGUGGUACUCCGGCAGAGAGGUCACGUGCCCUGUCUCUUCGAUUCAAAAAUGCCAAGCCAGGCCAAGUUUUUCUUUUGCCAUAUCACCACACGAACCACUGGGCACUUACUGUGGUUAAUCCAGAUGCACAAAUGGUUUACCAUAUGGACCCGUUAAAGAGACGAAUCGCAAAUGAAGAAUGGACCGAAGUGGUUAACAAUGGCAUCAAAAUUUACAAGGAGGACCUGAAGAGGUUUGUUAAGAAGAAAAUAAAUUGGGAGAAUUUAGCGGGAGUUCCUGCCCAGACUGGGACCACUGAUUGUGGUCUUUUUCUAAUGCAUUAUAUGAAGGAAAUCUGUCUCGACAAGGAACUGAAGUUUGCAACAAAGUGGGCGCGGAGGACCAACAUUGUUUGUGAUACCGAUGACCUCAAUGAAAUGAAGUGUACGUGGGCGAAGUAUUUCAUGAGGCAGCAUGCUAGUUAAGCCGCUUACAUGACUGGUUUAUUUUAGGA